GCAAACAGACGAUAAUUGAUAAUUGUGUGUGAGACACAGUUGUAGCACCAUGUGUGGUGGCACCCUACAUUUCCCAUCAUGAAUUGCUCGCUCUAAUCUUAACUAGUACUCCGUAAUUCUUAUGGAACCAGCAGAGCUCGAUAGGCUGAGCAAUGGCCGGAGCUUCAGACAAGGACCGAAUCAACUCCGCUGCACGCAGGGUGGCCUCCGUCUCCAACCACCUCUCGCCGGCGCAAUCGCCUCCGCCGCUUCUUUCCUCGAUUAGACCGUCGAUUUGCAGCUCUUCCCUGAACGAUAGCUACCACAGAGUCCACGGCGAAGUCCCCACCCACGCGCCCGUUUGGGAAUCGGUGCCUUCCGAUGAGUCCGGCAAGGAGUUCACUGACAUCAUCUACGAGAAGGCUGUUGGGGAAGCCAUUGCUAAGAUAACGAUUAAUAGACCAGAAAGAAGAAAUGCUUUCAGGCCUCACACAAUUAAGGAACUUAUUCGUGCAUUUGAUGAUGCCAGGGAUGAUGGUUCCGUGGGGGUCAUCAUCCUCACUGGGAAGGGGACUGAGGCAUUUUGCAGUGGGGGUGAUCAGGCAUUAAGGAAUAAGGAUGGCUAUGCUGAUUAUGAAAAUUUUGGCCGUCUCAAUGUUUUAGAUUUACAGGUUCAGAUUCGCCGUCUUCCAAAGCCUGUAAUUGCAAUGGUUGCAGGUUAUGCUGUUGGGGGAGGACAUGUGUUGCACAUGGUUUGCGACUUGACCAUUGCAGCUGAUAAUGCUAUAUUUGGUCAGACUGGACCGAAGGUAGGGAGCUUUGAUGCGGGCUAUGGGAGUUCCAUAAUGUCUCGUUUGGUUGGUCCAAAGAAGGCUCGCGAAAUGUGGUUUUUGACGAGGUUUUAUAGUGCAUGUGAUGCAGAGAAAAUGGGGCUUGUAAACACUGUUGUCCAGUUAGAGAAGCUGGAACAAGAAACUGUAAAAUGGUGUAGAGAGAUACUAAGAAACAGCCCGACUGCCAUUCGGAUCCUUAAAUCGGCUCUCAAUGCUGUUGACGAUGGGCACGCUGGACUUCAGGGGCUGGGAGGAGAUGCCACACUACUAUUCUACGGAACCGAGGAAGCCACCGAGGGGAAGAAUGCCUAUGUGCAACGCAGGCGGCCCGAUUUCUCUAGAUUUCCCAGGUUACCCUAGCAGCAUUGUAUAUUUGCCUGGUUUGGGGAAUCAAAUGUUUAAUUUAUUGAAAAAUUUCAUUAUCCAGUUGUUUGGCUGGCCACAAAGAUGAGGUCUUUGGCAUUUAUGCCCUCAAACCGAACUGUUCUCUAAGGGGCAUUAUUUGGAUGAGGUCUUUGGCAUUUAUGCCCUCAAACCGAACUCUUCUCUAAGGGGCAUUAUUUGGUUGAGGUCAAAACCAGACUAUUCACUCGUUUACAACUAAAUGACUGUUUUACUC
This is a messenger RNA of Cuscuta campestris, 1431 nucleotides long. The record is from the annotation of a GenBank genome assembly. NCBI's taxonomy places the organism in Eukaryota, Viridiplantae, Streptophyta, Magnoliopsida, Solanales, Convolvulaceae.